AUGAAGAAGAGCCGCAGCGUGCUGUCGGUGACUGGAGAAGAGGGAAAUGACACAGAUCUAACAGGUGCUGGGGAGAAGGCGGAGUCAUCUCGCUACAGCCGAUCUUACACAUCCGGCGCCACGCUGGGGGCUGAGCUACGCAGAGGGAGGAGCAGAAGACUCUCGCCUAGUCUCCAGGUCCCCUGCUGGCUCCGCCCUCGAGAUCGCACCCGAUCACCAGAGGUCCUGAGCAACGUGUCGCGUCCAACAACUCUUCCCCUCCGUAUCCCACCACGCAUCUCCAUCACACAAGCAGACACCGACAGUUACGAAGCAGAGAAUGGCGUGUCCCCAGGUCACACCCCUCUGGGUUCCCAAAGUCCAAGCCUCACCUUGCACACCUCCUUCCCCCAGGGCCAGAGAAGAGAGUCCUUCCUCUACCGCUCCGACUCGGACUACGACAUGUCGCCCAAGACGGUCUCACGCAACUCUUCCCUCGCCAGUGAAGGGCACACAGCAGAGGACUUUAUUGUCACACCCUUUGCUCAAGUGCUGGCAAGUCUGCGAUCAGUACGGAGCAACUUCACCAUCCUUGCCAACGUCUCCACGCCAACAGUCAAGAGGUCUCCUCUGGGUGGAGUGUGCGUCAGUCCCAGGGCGACACUAUCAGACCAGCAGUACCAGCAGCUCGCCCUGGACACACUGGAGGAGCUGGACUGGUGCUUGGACCAGCUGGAGACCAUUCAGACACACCGCUCCGUCAGCGAAAUGGCCUCCAACAAGUUCAAGAGGAUGCUGAACCGAGAGCUGUCCCACCUGUCAGAGAUGAGUCGCUCUGGGAACCAGGUGUCUGAGUACAUCUCCAGCACCUUCCUGGACAAGCAGAACGAGGUGGAAAUCCCGUCUCCUACUCUGAAAGACAAGCCUAUGAGUCACAUCAGUGGAGUGAGGAAACUGUCUCACAGCUCCAGCCUCUCCAGCACCUCAAUGCCUCGCUUCGGCGUCAACACGGACCACGAGGAUGAGCUUGCCAAGGAGCUGGAGGAUCUGGACAAGUGGAGUUUUAACAUAUUCAGAGUAGCAGAGUUCUCCAACAACAGACCUCUCAGCUGCGUCAUGUACGCCAUCUUCCAGGAGCGAGAGCUGUUGAAGACAUUUCGUAUCCCAGUCGACACCUUUGUCACUUAUGUGAUGACCCUGGAGGACCAUUACCAUGGAAACGUAGCGUACCACAACAGCCUCCAUGCUGCAGAUGUCACCCAGUCCACACAUGUCCUCCUCUCCACACCUGCUCUCGAUGCCGUCUUCACCGACCUGGAGAUCCUCGCCGCUCUCUUCGCUGCAGCUAUCCACGAUGUGGACCACCCCGGAGUCUCUAAUCAGUUCCUCAUCAACACCAACUCCGAGUUGGCCCUCAUGUAUAACGAUGAGUCAGUGUUGGAGAACCACCACCUCGCUGUGGGCUUCAAGCUUCUGCACCAGGAAAACUGUGACAUCUUCCAGAACCUCACCAAGCGCCAGCGCCAGAGCCUUCGCAAGCUCGUCAUCGACAUG
This is a messenger RNA of Stegastes partitus (bicolor damselfish), 1533 nucleotides long. Its product is annotated as cAMP-specific 3',5'-cyclic phosphodiesterase 4B-like. The annotation marks the transcript as partial. The record is from RefSeq and is a predicted model, not a curated record. Gene Ontology annotation, biological process: signal transduction. Lineage: Eukaryota; Metazoa; Chordata; Actinopteri; Pomacentridae. The transcript is spliced from 13 exons. Gene Ontology annotation, molecular function: 3',5'-cyclic-nucleotide phosphodiesterase activity.